Molecule: messenger RNA, 998 nt
Organism: Populus euphratica (Euphrates poplar)
Lineage: Eukaryota; Viridiplantae; Streptophyta; Magnoliopsida; Malpighiales; Salicaceae
Product: cucumber peeling cupredoxin-like
Exons: 2
Coding region: 211-870 (219 amino acids)
Cellular component (GO): plasma membrane
Molecular function (GO): electron transfer activity
Source: RefSeq, a predicted model, not a curated record
AGGCACAAUUUUGCAAUUAAAUAUACAGAAAUAUUUCACAAUUACCUCUCUGUCUCCCACACCCACAUGCCCCGCGUCAAGGAAUCUCACUACUAUCCUUCCAUUCUACCAAACUCCACGCUCAGCCCUUAAACUUUGUUGACGCAGUGCACACCGCGUCCUUUAUUAAUACUUUGCAACCCUACACAAACCAAACCGCAGUGAACAGCCAUGAGACUAGCCACCAUUCUGCAUCUCGCCAUCAUUGCCGUCCUGAUCACCGCCGCCACGUCCCAGGCUCCUCCCAUUAGAUACAUCAACCACACCGUUGGCGACAACGCCGGCUGGUUCUUCAAUUCCACCACCAACACCACUGUAACUAACUAUUCCUCUUGGGCUGCCUCCCAAACCUUCAAUCUCGGCGACUAUCUUAUUUUCAGAACGAGCUCCAAUCAGACAGUGAUCCAGACCUACAAUCUGACAACAUUCAAAAACUGCUCAAUCGACCACUCCUCUGAUAACGAUACGUUUGUCUAUAACGGAGGCAACACGGUGUUCGAUCAAGCGUUGACCAUACCAGUACCGUUGACUAUUCAAGGUCCGAAUUAUUUCUUCUCUGAUGCUAAUGAUGGCAUUCAAUGCCAGUUUGGAUUGGCCUUUGAGAUCAACAUCAAUCGCGGCCUUGGAUUGCCUCCCAGUCUUAAUCAGCCGCCUCCUCCUCCCUACAGGGAGCCCCCCGGUCCUGACUCGGCUUCUCCGCCAAUUACUAUUCCAGCCGGAGGGCUAGGAAAUGAGGGGUUUAAAAAUGGGUUAAGCGUGCACGUGAUUGCGUGUGCGGUUUUUUUUGCUUUGCUGGCAGUCAACGGUGGGAUAGGGGUGGUGUUUUCUUAAAUUGUUUGUGUUGUUUCGUAAUUAGAUACGCGAGUCGGCAGACGGGGAUAUUUUCCGGUGUUUGGAUGUUAGUGUAUGGAAGAGCUUUUCAUGGAUAAAUUUAUUCUUCAAUGGAGGACAGAUUAUUU